Messenger RNA from Pseudonaja textilis, 1238 nucleotides. RefSeq names its product TSR2 ribosome maturation factor (gene TSR2). NCBI's taxonomy places the organism in Eukaryota, Metazoa, Chordata, Lepidosauria, Squamata, Elapidae. The record is from RefSeq and is a predicted model, not a curated record.
UAAUCGAUUAUUCUGGGUUUGACUUCCGGCUGGCUGCCGCUGACAUGGCGACGCCGAAAGAGGAGGCACGUGGCCUUUUCAGGCAGGGCGUGCAAGCGGUGUUGGACGGCUGGGCCGUGUUGCAGAUAGCUGUUGAAAAUGGCUUUGGAGGGGCACAUAGCCAAGAGAAAGCUGAAUGGAUGGUGGGGGCUGCGGAGCAAUACUUCGAAAGCAAUGCUGACCUUGAACCAGAGGAGAUAGAGGACUUCCUUGCCGAAUUGAUGAACAACGAAUUUAACACUAUAAUAGAAGAUGGAAGCUUGGCUCAGGUAAGCCAGCAACUGUGCCUAUUUUUCAGACAGAGCCAGCAGGGAGAUAUAGCGGUAAUGCAUGAUGCCAUUAUCCAGUUGGCACAGAAGAAACAAGAGACUAGGAGGGCAGUUGCCAAAUCUCAGCCAGCUGCAGAAAGCAGCAGUGAAGAAGAAGAAAAAGAAGAAGAGGCCAUGGACUGCAGUGCUGGUUCCAGCAUGAACGGAAUACAAAGCAAUCCGUCUCCCCUGUCAGGUGGGACCACUGAAGAUGGAUGGAUGCUGGUGACGAGGAAAAAAAAAUGAAGGGGAAAAAAACUACGGCAGAUGGGACAGAUGCAGCAGCGAACUCUCCGUGCUGCCAAGCCUUGAAUUUUUUCUAUAGGACACAUGAUAGGCUCCCACAGAAGCCUGGGCACAUUGGAAGCACUUUGUUGACUGUAUCUUUGCUCCUGACUUAACAGAGGCUGAAUGGAAUUCAAGUUGGCAUAAAAUAUUUUUAAUCUUUAAAGUUUCUUUCCCCUCAAAAUCGGAGGAUGUUCUAACCUUCCUGGAGUUUGAAAUGAACAUUGAACAAUAGUGUGGGUUCUUUGACAGAGAAAGUUCUCCUGCGGUGUCCUGUUCAUCGAUCAUCUUGUUCAAGUCAUGGGAGGCGACUAUUUCCGCUCCUUCCGGGAAGGCAAAAUCUAAUCAACUUUACUACGCAAAGAAAGGACUGCAUUUGCUCUUACUCAAAGAAGAAAAAAAAAGAGUGUAACAGAAAAAAAUCUUGUAUUUUUUAAAAAAAAGAACAAUGAAAAACAAAAUACAACAAUGAAACAAAAAGUAAAAUGGACAAUACACAAAUCAUGAUGGUAGGACACAGGAAGUUUUGGUCAAUAAAAGCUUCCCUUCCCCUAACCUUUGCAGUGGCCAGCCACUAUACAAGAGCAACAAUAAAAUAUUAUUUUG